AUGGGUGCACUGUGUAAUCUAAUACCAUCAGAUUACAAAGGGGCAGAACCGAUCUAUAUUUCUGGAGUGACGGGAGAAUCCCAAGAACUGUCUGUGUCAGAGACUGAGGAAGGAAACAUGCCAUUGGAAGACUUACUGGCAUUCUACGGCUAUGGACCUGCGAUUCCAGUUAUGGUUGGUUCCAGUGUGGAUAGCUCUCCAAGUGAACUUGCAGGUGAACUUCCAGAUAUGACUCUAGAUAAAGAGGAAAUAGCUAAAGAUCUCUUGUCAGGUGAUGAUGAAGAAACACAGUCCUCUGCUGAUGACUUGACACCAUCAGUUACUUCACAUGAGGCUACUGACUUCUUUCCUCGGCCAUUAAGAUCAAACACUAUGUGUGAUGGAGAUAAGGAAUCAGAUGGUGAAGACAUAGAGGCAGACAAUGGUAAUUCAUCUGAAGAUUUGAGAAAGGAAAUAAUGGUUGGUUCACAGUAUCAGGCUGAAAUUCCACCUUACCUUGGCAGAUACAGUGAUAAUGAAAAGG
Molecule: messenger RNA, 523 nt
Organism: Phaethon lepturus (White-tailed tropicbird)
Lineage: Eukaryota; Metazoa; Chordata; Aves; Phaethontiformes; Phaethontidae
Product: mesoderm induction early response protein 3-like
Exons: 5
Biological process (GO): negative regulation of transcription by RNA polymerase II
Cellular component (GO): nucleoplasm
Molecular function (GO): histone deacetylase binding; transcription corepressor activity
Source: RefSeq, a predicted model, not a curated record